Messenger RNA from Camelina sativa (false flax), 2433 nucleotides. RefSeq lists its product as uncharacterized. Lineage: Eukaryota; Viridiplantae; Streptophyta; Magnoliopsida; Brassicales; Brassicaceae. Gene Ontology annotation, molecular function: pyrophosphatase activity. The record is from RefSeq and is a predicted model, not a curated record.
GUUAAGUUAACCCAUAACUAAAACUACAGUAUAAUCAACUUUUACGCCCAAUUUGAUCGAAGAUGAACUCGAAUCCUCAGAUCUUCACCUCCAUUGACAUGGGAACAAACUCUUUUAAGCUUCUUAUAGUCCACGCCGAUCCUUCUGGUAGAUCUUUUGUUCCAGUCGAGAGACUUAAGGAGCCAGUGGUGUUGUCUCGUGAAUCUCCAACCUCGAUUUCGUCUCAGUCUCAGGAUCGUGCGCUUCAAUCUCUACGAAAAUUCAAAAGUUUGAUCCUCUCGCAUAACGUCUCUGGUGACCGGAUCCGAUGCGUUGCGACGGAAGCCUUGCGGCGAGCGGAGAAUCAGAAACAGUUCGUGGAGGCGGUGUUCGAGGACGUUGGGUUAAAGGUCGAUGUGCUUUCUGGUGAAGAGGAAGCGAGGUUGGUUUAUUUAGGGGUGCUUCAGUUUCUACCUGUGUUUGAGAAAUCAGUGUUGUGUGUUGAUAUUGGUGGUGGUUCUACUGAAUUUGUUGUGGGUAAGUGUGGUGAUGUGAAGCUUGCUGUUUCUUUGAAGCUAGGUCAUGUGAAUUUGACGCAGAUGUUCUUGAAAAAUAAUGGUGAUGGAUUGGAGAAAAUGCGAGACUAUAUCCGUCAUGCGAUUGAUGAGUCUGGUUUAGUGGAUAGAUUGAAAGAAUCUGAUGGUUUUGAGGUGGUUGUGGGAUCUUCAGGAACUAUACGAGCUAUUGAGAAUGCGGUGUUUAGUGGCUACGGAGCUGAUAUGUGUGAAUUCAAUCUGGAGGGGUAUAAGAGAGAUUGGAGAUUUGGUAGAGCAGAGCUGAGCAGCCUUGUAGCGAAGCUAUGCAGUGAGGGAGGAGAUGAAGAGCAGAUUCGGAGAGAUGGAUUUUUCAAGAGAAGAUCAGAGUUCAUUGUUGCUGGGGCCGUAUUGUUGGAGGAAAUAUUCAAGGCUUUUGCUAUCGAGGAAAUGGAGGUCUCUGAGUAUGCAUUGGCAGAGGGUGUGAUUGCUGAUUCUUUGGCUAAAGCUUUUGAUGGAUUAUAUGAUUUGAAUGCCAAUGCAAGGUGGCGAUCCGUCAUGAGGCUUGCCACUCGAUUCAAUGCUAAAAAGCGAAUGAAUCAUGCUAUACGCUGUGCCAACAUCGCCAAGGCGAUCUUUGUAGGUUUGAGGAAAUGCAAUGAUUUUAACCUUAUCCUAGACGAUAAGGAUCUUGAGUAUCUAGAAGCUGCGUGUUUCUUGCACAAUAUCGGAAUCAUCACAGGGAAAAAGGGAUAUCAUAAGCAGUCUUAUCAUAUCGUCAAGAAUGGAGAUCAUCUCCAUAGCUACACUGCAGAGGAAGUCGAGCUUAUAGCAUUGCUUGUGAGAUACCAAAGAAAAAAGUUUCCCAAGCUUGAUCGUGCACCUUUUAAAGACUUCACUGGGGAGGCAAAGCAAAAAUUCAUAAUUUUGUGUUUGAUUAUACGAUUAUCUGUGAUAAUUCAACGAAGUGAGAAUGUGGAUCUCCAAGAAGUUGAAUUUCUUGGAUCUUCCGAGAGCUUCAAACUCGUACUGAAAGAACAACACCAGGGACCCUUAGAAGUUGGUUGUCAAGAUCAAGUAAACAAAAACUCUGAUGCAUCGCAAUUGGAAAAAGAAUUUGAGCAUUUUAAAAGGGUAAGCUUCCAUUACCCAAAAGUUUCGAUCAAUUUCUCUUUUAAUAAUCAAAUGUUUGAAUUGCAAUGAACUCUCAGCUAUCAGCAAGUAUCUAUGAUUGAUUGGAAACAGUAAAAUAGACAAAACGAAGCCUCACUAACUAACGUAGGCUAUGUAGCCAAAGUCUCCAUAUGCAACUUUUUGUUAUUCUUUUGCCUUGAACUGAUCAGGUAUACAAAAAGGAAAUGGUGGUUGUUUUUCCUUCCUGAAAACCAAUCAGACGGGUUGCUAAGCCAACAAGUCAUUGGUAAUUAUUAAACUGAAUCUCUCACAGGUACGAGAAAUUUUCUCUGCAUUAAAGAUAGAAAGCGUGUUAUACAGUUAUACUAUAUAAUAACGGCCAUCACAAAGCAUUUCCACUGUUACGUUAAAACUAAAUCACUCCAUUAUUUGAUUCAUUGAGCUGCUGGAUUUUCCUGGUGGUUUUCGUUGUCCAAAUCCUGAAGUCGAAAACGUCAGGUGGUCUUUACUAUUCUUCAGUCAGUUAUCUUGUAGUAUAAUUUGCCUGAUGGUAAAACUACAAUUUGCCUCUUUCUUAAAGCAGAGAAAGAAUGGAAAUCCGGAUGAACACUAAGAGAUGGUGCAUCCUCAAUACUCUUGACCUAGACUCUGUAAAUUACUAAAUUUUUGUGUUCGUUUCCUUACCUUCUCUUCCCAACCUUGCGACCGUGUUUCUCUGCGCAUUUCCCUAAUGUUGUAACGAUAUUGAACUUGUUUUCUAUUGUAUUCUAGUUUUACAGACUCUCUC